Molecule: messenger RNA, 2971 nt
Organism: Mycena citricolor
Lineage: Eukaryota; Fungi; Basidiomycota; Agaricomycetes; Agaricales; Mycenaceae
Source: the annotation of a GenBank genome assembly
GUCAGACUCAUCAUGUCGCGCUUGCUACGACCUCAGUAGUGAAAGCUACGGCAUGCGUAAGAUCCCUCAUCUUACACAGUCACGAUUUGGAGCCUACAUCUAAAGCGGGAAGAACCUGACUCACAGCAGAUGGCAUCGCUGGCAGUCGAGUCACCCGGCACUGGCCGGUCGGAGCCGGUUUCAUCUGAGGAGACUAUCGACUCCGCCAUCGUCCCGCCGUUGAUGCAGUUGUGGAGAUUAGACUUGGACAUUGACUGGAUCAUCGACCGAUUACUUGAUGUGCGGGGAAACCGCCCGGGAAAGGCGGUAGCGUUGCAGGAGGUCGAAAUCCACCAUCUGUGCAUCAAGGCACGCGAAAUCAUGCUCAGUCAGCCGACCCUGCUCGAGCUAGAGGCGCCAAUCAAAGUCUGCGGCGACGUCCACGGGCAGUACCACGACUUGCUGCGGAUAUUCGAGUACGGGGGAUACCCGCCCGAUGCGAAUUACCUGUUCCUGGGCGACUAUGUGGACCGCGGUAAACACUCGCUCGAGACGAUAUGUCUGCUGCUGGCGUACAAGAUCAAAUAUCCCGAAAACUUCUUCCUGCUGAGAGGAAACCACGAAAGCGCCGCAGUGAAUCGCAUAUACGGCUUCUAUGAUGAAUGUAAAAGACGUUACAGUACAAAACUCUGGCAGACAUUCGGGGAUUGCUUCAAUUGUUUUCCGAUUGCAGCUGUUAUCGGCAACCGGAUAUUUUCGAUGCACGGCGGGUUGAGCCCGCUUCUCAGAUCGAUGGAUCAGAUCCGCCGCAUUGCGCGGCCAGUCGAAGUCCCGGCCAGCGGAUUGCUCAGUGAUCUCUUAUGGAGCGACCCAACACACGACCACAGAGGAUGGUCGUCCAACGACCGUGGAGCGGGGAAAGCGUUUGGACCCGAUGUCGUGACGCGGUUCCUAAAGGAGCACGAUUUGGACUUGAUCUGCCGCGCUCAUCAGGUUGUGGAAGACGGAUUCGAGUUCUUCGCCAACCGGCGUCUGGUGACCGUCUUCUCGGCUCCAAACUAUUGCGGCAAAUUCGAUAACGCGGGGGCACUGAUGUCUGUUGACAAGGACUUGCUCUGCUCGUUUCAGGUCAGUCAAAUAUUUCUCGCAUCGCGGUAUCCUCAUCCGAUUUUGGAUAGAUCAUACAGCCGUUGGAAUCUCCGUUUGCCCUUGGCUAAAAGUCCGGCCCACUUCCGCUGCGCGGUCUCACGAAUUCCGAUUACGAACAUCAUCACCAUGCUUUUCACGCUCACACUCUUUCAAGUCUCCCUGCUCGUUUUCCCCGCUGCUGCGCAGCAGAUUCAAGAUGUGUGGCAAACGACUGCGAACAAAGCCUCCCUCUUUGCCGACGUCUCUCCCCACAAGCCCAUCGACUUUGUCAAGCCCGGUCCCGUUGCCCAGGCCGACAUCGUCGUCACAGACUCGCAGACGUUCCAGACGAUCGAGGGAUUCGGUGGAUCACUCACCGACUCCUCCGCUCUGACCCUGAGCAACCUCAAGUCCAAGAACGCGACAGCCUACUGGGAGAUCGUCCACUACAUGUUCGACGCGACGGACGGUGCCAACGCGGCCGGGUUCAACUACAUCCGCGUACCUAUCGGCGCGUCGGACUUCUCUGCCAAAGUCUACAGUCUCGAUGACCACAAAGGCGACACGACAUUUUCGAAGUUCAACAUCGACAACGCUCCUUCGCACCUGUUCAGCACGAUCCAGGAUAUCAUGACCGUUAACCCCGCUCUGAAGGUGCACGUUGUGCCGUGGAGUCCGCCGGCCUGGAUGAAGAAGGGUGGAAAGAUGACGGGGGGCACUAUCCAGAGCCAAUACAUUCGCAUCUACCCGACGUAUCUGCUCAAAGCGGUUCAAGGCUUCGUGAGCAAGGGUAUCAACAUCCAUGCGAUCUCGGUGCAGAAUGAGCCCCAGAACAACAACCCGACCUAUCCUACGUGUACCAUGACACCCGGUAUGUCGCUGCGACUCCUCCUGACCGUCUCGUUCACAACUGGUCGUGCAGCAAUCGAAGGCCGCAUUGGGUCUGCCCUCCGCACUCUCUUGGACCAGAAUGGUCUCUCUAGUGUCAAGCUUGUAGGAUAUGAGAUCCAUGACGACAAUGACUCUUACGACGGUGUUGCUUUUCAUUGCUAUGCUGGCGACGUCAAGAACCAAGCAGAGUUCCACAAGGCUCACCCGAAUAAGAACAUCUACUUCACGGAAUGCACUGGCACUGUCGGCUCGGACUUUGCCGGUGAUCUGACGUGGUAUAUGCAGAAUCUGUGGAUCGGCUCCCUCCAGAACAACGCUAGCGUCGGACUGAUGUUCAAUCUUGCUCUCGAUGGGCAAGGGCUCCCCACCCUGCCUGGGACAAACAGCUGUGACGGUGGUUGUCGGGCGAUGGUCACUGUCAACAGCGACGGGUCGUUCGAAUACAACCAGGAUUUCUAUGCGAUGGCCCAGGCCUCUAAAGCCAUCGUUCCGAAGGACAACGGGGGGCCGUCCGGCUUCCGGACCGGGGUGUCGGUGCAGGGGAAACAUGCCUCGGCACUGACUGUGGGUUCUUACACGACUAAACGCGUCUCGUCUUCGGAUUUCAAUCGGCACUCGCUUGUCGUUCUAAAUGCCCACAACUCGCCGUUAGCGUCGACAAUCGAUUUCCGAGGAAAGCAGGCGACAUACACGUUCCCUGCGGGUGUCACGACUCUCUGGUGGUUCGCACCGCCGGCUGACGAAACCAGUGGCGGACAGACGAAUGCGGUCGCGCGAGGCGUGGCGAGGCACCGCAACUCCUUCCAGGUCAGGCGCCGGCGCCUUUGAUUUGAACCUGCAGAGUUGGGUGCGGCGAUUCGUUCAGCUGCUAUAGAUUAGCGUAGUCUUAUCUACAUUAAUGUACACACGACCAAUACACACGACCAAUGGAAAACAUGCAGGCACAGAACAGUGAGCGUCGACCUCCCCGGCG